CUUGGAUCACAUUUACCUCGCGAAUAGAAAUCCUAUCUUGCCACCCUAUAAGGGCUCAUUUGCAGGAAUGGAUGCUCCAAUGUACGAAUAUGAUUGUGACGCGUACUUCACUCUAAUCUGGAACGAGCUGAACUUCCUCCGCAAUUUGGUCGACAAGUGUACUGGUUGUAUACGAAAUCACACCUUUCCCGUUGAAGACGACGAAUUCUGUUCAGCAGAUCUUUGCUUUACAGGAGUUUCCUGUAUUGGAUUGCCGGACGGUAGCCAACCACACUGCGGACUCUGCCCGAUUGGAUACGACGGUGAUGGGCGACAUUGUUCCAAGCGGAAUCCAUGUGUUACGGAUCCUUGCUUUACUGGAGUUCGCUGCAAAAUGGUAGAUACGUAUCCAUACUUCAGCUGCGGUCAGUGUCCUUCCGGGUACGAAGGAAAUGGUAUCAAUUGCAGUCAAGCGGACACAUGUUCCUUAAAGCCAUGUUUUGAUGGGGUCAGCUGCCGAUGGGCGCCCAAAGUUCCUCAUUACGAGUGUGGAGAGUGUCCGCCGGGAUUCGAAGGGAAUGGAAAGUAUUGCACCAAGAACGCUUGCCUGCUGAAACCCUGUUAUCCCAGAGUGAAUUGUUUGAAGAAGAAUAUCGAUCCGUUUUUCAGCUGUGGAGAGUGUCCGGUCGGAAAAGCCGGUAACGGCAUUCUCUGCGGUAGGGAUAGUGAUUUGGAUGGUUAUCCAGAUGAGGAGCUACAGUGCACGGAUGCUGGCUGCGCCAGAGAUAACUGUGUUCUUGUGCCAAACUCUGGACAGGAAGAUAUCGAUGCGAACGGAAUUGGCGAUGUUUGCCAGAAAGAUGUAGAUUUUGAUGGAUUGGAUAAUGAGAAGGAUAAUUGCCCACAUGUGGCCAAUCCAUGGCAAGAGGAUGGAGACCGUGAUAAGAUCGGUGAUCGGUGUGAUAACUGCCCGAAAGUGAGUAAUACCGCACAGCUAGAUAUGGAUGGGGAUGGUAUAGGAGACUCGUGUGAUGAGGACGCCGAUGGCGAUGGGUUUGUCAAUAACAUCGACAAUUGUAUGUGGGUUUCCAAUAAAAAACAAGAUGACAUUGAUAAGGAUGGAGUUGGAGAUCCGUGUGACAAUUGUCCAAAAAUUUGGAACAAAAAUCAGGCGGACUCAGACGGUGAUGGAGUUGGCGACGUGUGCGAUACGGAGCAGGACUCAGAUGAAGAUGGUGUUCAAGAUGACAUAGAUAAUUGCCGUGAGUUAGCGAAUGCGGACCAGUUAGAUAGCGAUGGUGAUGGAUUCGGGGAUGCGUGCGACAAUGAUAAGGACAACGACGGUAUUACGGAUGAGACAGAUAACUGCUUGCUUAUUGAAAAUGCUGAUCAAGAAGAUGUAAACAAGAAUGGUGUUGGUGACGUAUGCGAAGAAGAUUUCGAUGGAGAUAGUAUUGUGGACUGGAAGGACAACUGCCCGCGCAAUGGGCAAAUAACACAAUCCGAUUUUCGAAACUUUCAAACUGUUGCACUGGAUCCACACGGUGCAAGCCAAGAUGAUCCACACUGGGAAAUUCGAAACCUUGGUGCUGAAAUAUUUCAGAAAUUCAACAGCGAUCCUGGUCUGGCUGUUGGUCAAGACCGAUUAGAAGGUGUGGAUUUUGAAGGUACCUUCCACGUUGCGUCUGCUGGAGCUUCUUGGCUGGAUGAUGAUUUUGUAGGAUUCGUUUUUGGUUAUGUAAACAAUCGUAAAUUCUACGUGGCCUCUUGGAAACGGUAUGAGCAGUCCUACUGGGAAUCUGAACCAUUUUCUGCACACGCGACUUCAGGAAUUUUAUUAAAAUUAGUGAAUAGCAAAACUGGUCCUGGUGUACGUUUGCGAAACAGUUUAUGGAACGAUGCAAACAUAGAAUCUCAGACAAAAUUACUCUGGCAAGAUAGUAAGAAAGAAGGUUGGAAAUUCGAUACUGCUUACCGAUGGAAAUUAUUGCAUCGUCCAGCAAUAGGACUAAUACGAUUUAGAUUGUAUCAGGGUACCCGGCUAGUAGCAGAUUCUGGAAAUAUACUCAAUUACAGUAUCAAAGGUGGCCGCCUAGGAGUCUAUUGUUUCUCACAGGAACUUAUAACUUGGUCAAACUUGGCCUACCGCUGCGAAGAUAAAAUUCCAGGAGACAUUUACAAUGAAAUUCAAACAAAAAUAUCCCGGCGACAGCUCAACAAAGUGACUGUUGGCGAAGAAUAUUGGUAAAACGCGACUUCUGACCGCACUAGUGAGCUGAACUACAUGACUUAACUAAUCUGUUAUUUAGAAAUAUAAUCGUCGAGUACUGCAAACAGAAAAAAUCCCAUUGAAAUGAUAGUUUUGUUCUUUGAUGGCUUUUCGAGCCAACUAAGACACUCACCACUUUUAGCAAAACUACCGAACGGCUAAUUUCGACCAUAAAUAUCCAAAUUCGAUACGCUUUCGUCGUUAUAAUUUAUUUCUUAAUUUGC
Molecule: messenger RNA, 2472 nt
Organism: Sabethes cyaneus
Lineage: Eukaryota; Metazoa; Arthropoda; Insecta; Diptera; Culicidae
Product: cartilage oligomeric matrix protein-like
Exons: 5
Coding region: 68-2227 (719 amino acids)
Biological process (GO): cell adhesion
Cellular component (GO): extracellular region
Molecular function (GO): calcium ion binding
Source: RefSeq, a predicted model, not a curated record